Aspergillus piperis CBS 112811 is the source of this 732-nucleotide messenger RNA. RefSeq lists its product as uncharacterized. The record is from RefSeq and is a predicted model, not a curated record. The transcript is spliced from 4 exons. NCBI's taxonomy places the organism in Eukaryota, Fungi, Ascomycota, Eurotiomycetes, Eurotiales, Aspergillaceae. The coding region runs from base 1 to 732 and encodes 243 amino acids.
AUGCGCCCAAAACCUUCAUCCUGUGGCUUGUACGAUCAAACCGUCAGGUCUUCAUCAACCAUGACAUCUUCUUCCGAGAGACAUAGAAGUUUCCAUCCACACGGCAGCCGAUCAGAGAUCCUGGUCCUACCACCGCGCAAUGAAUUCAUGACUUCUCACCAAUGGACAGCAAUGUACCUCAUCUCACCACCCCUUCCGCGCGGAGUCUCUGCAGUCCAGUUCAACAUCAUGAGCCACGACCAAGGAUGGUGCAGCGAUAGAAGCCAGGGCAUCUGGUCAUGGUUCGAUGUGUCCAUCUUGGGCUGCACCUCUGACCGAGAUGAUGUUGACGAUACUUUCUCCUUAUUUUCUGACUUGUCGGAUCAUCCUUCAUCAUAUCUCAAGCCUAAACCCGAAGAUUUCCGCCAAGUCUUGCAGGACCAGGGCUUGCAUUUCAAGCACAUCCCCAAAGAAGACCCAACCAAGCCGGGAGCCAUUGCGAAGCGAGUGGCUUCGAACAAGAUCCAAAGGUCCUGGCAACAACAUGUUGUAAUUUGGAGAGUGGAAGAUGGUGGUGAGGAAGCUGAGUUCCUGUCCUGUCUUGGCGAGGGGGAUCGAUUGGUCGUUUGGGCUCGCACACAGGUGGAUGUGGAAAUAAAGGUCUCGGUUGAUGAGACGACUCUUAAUACCCUUCCUGUCAGCGGUGGUGGUUCUGAAACGCGUCAAGAGGACACAGUUGAUGGUGUUUUGUGA